AGAUAAAAAUAAGGAAAAUAGAAAUAAAAAUUUAGUCCUCGUUUCGCGCUUUACGUCUUGACCACUAUAACAAGGAUUAUAGUUACACACUUUCCUUGUGGCAGAAACAAAAUGAAAAUGAUUCAUCGAAAACUGGGAUAAACUAGUGAAUUGGAAAAUAUAGAGAUAAAGCAACACAGUGCACUUGCAAGGCAAUGUAUUUAUUCAACGGCACACUAACCCGUAGAAAUCCCUGAAAGGAUUCACACCACAGCACAGGAUGAGGAGGAUGGUUGGUUUUUGUCUCUACACUAUAAAGGAUAUGCUUUCAAGAUAAUUUUCACGAGUCUUGUAUUUUAAUUUUGGAAUUUAUUUAUUUUAAUUAUUGACUUUAUAAAAAUGAUUUGUUUUAAAUUAUUUAUUAUGGUUUUGUUGAUGAAAUUUUAUAGAUUAACUUGAACGUGGGAGAAUGGGAUAUUUCCAUUUGAUUAGAAUGAUGGGGUGUGGAACUUGUUUGAAUGAGUGAGUUGAUUUGACUAAUUCCCAUGGACGACAGGAAAGUUGACUUGGGAAAGGUAAGGAGUGCUGGCUGGCAGCAAUUCCUUGCGAAGCCGUUUGUCUCUUUCUUUCCUAUGUUUGGACUGACCGAGUCCCUAUGACUUUUACGUCAAUACCAUAACAAUUAAUUAAUCUUUCUCACAUUAAAGUUUCUCCUUUUACUUUUCAUAUUUCAAUUAUUGAACAAAAGGAGAAGGAAGAAGCAGCAGCAGCAGAAGAAGAAAGAUUUGAUCGGACUUGAACUUGAAACAAGAGGAAAACAAGAGGAGAAUAAGAACAACAAACACUCCACUAAUUCUUGUUUGAUUCCAAUGGGAAUUUGCUGGGCUUCUCCCCCUCACCACCCAACCCCCACUUCAACUCCAACAACCACCGGUAACCUUAGUAGCAGCACAGGUUUCUUCUUUGCCUUUUCGUCUCAAUUCUUUUCAUUUCUCUCCCGUCCAUUUCAUUUCACUUAUUCUCUCUUUUAUUAUCACUAUGUAGCUACUUUGGGGCAAUCGCAGAGCAGCUAUACUACCUCUUCUGGAAGUGGGAACAGCUCCAUAAAUAGCAAGUUCUCGGCGUCAAGCGGCGAUGAGCCUUAUCCGAAUGGCCAGAUCUUACCUACCUCUAACUUGAGGAUCUUCACUUUUGCCGAGUUGAAGGCUGCGACUAGGAAUUUCAGAGUUGAUACUGUGCUCGGGGAGGGAGGUUUUGGAAAAGUCUACAAAGGUUGGCUUGAAGAUAAGGCCGCACCAAAGAGUGGAAGCGGAACGGUCAUUGCCGUCAAAAAGCUCAACUCCGAAAGCUUACAAGGACUGGAGGAGUGGCAGUCAGAAGUAAAUUUUCUAGGACGCCUCUCUCAUCCUAAUCUGGUUAAGCUGUUGGGAUACUGUUUGGAGGAAACAGAGCUUCUUCUCGUCUAUGAAUUCAUGCAAAAGGGCAGUUUGGAAAAUCAUCUAUUUGGAAGGGGCGCUGCUGUUCAACCACUUCCUUGGGACAUCAGACUUAAGAUUGCAAUUGGAGCAGCUCGUGGCCUUGCAUUCUUGCAUAUAUCCGAGAAAGUAAUUUACAGAGACUGUAAGGCUUCCAAUAUAUUGCUUGAUGGGUCCUAUAAUGCAAAGAUAUCAGACUUUGGCUUGGCAAAACUGGGUCCUUCAGCAAGUCAAUCCCAUGUGACAACAAGGGUGAUGGGCACAUACGGUUAUGCAGCUCCUGAAUACGUGGCCACAGGGCAUCUAUAUGUGAAGAGUGACGUAUAUGGGUUUGGAGUUGUGUUGGUUGAGAUACUAACAGGCCUAAGAGCACUUGAUAUCAACCGUCCAAGUGGGCAACAUAAUCUAACAGAUUGGGUGAAACCACGCCUGCAUGACAGAAGAAAAUUGAAGAGCAUUAUGGAUUCUCGGUUGGAAGGAAAAUUUCCAUCCAAAGCUGCAUUUCGUAUAGCUCAGGUUGCUUUAAAAUGUCUUGCAUCUGAGCCCAAACAGCGGCCAUCAAUGAAGGAAGUUUUGGAGAACUUGGAGCGAAUUCAAGCUGCCAAUGAGAAAACUGUGGAGCCCAAGUCCCGCUCUACUCAUACCCCUCAAGUUCAGCGGGCUGUGCACCAUCGUUCUUCUCUUCAUCCAAAGCAUGACGGUAGUUGGUCUUGAGAAAACUAAUCCCACUCUAUGAAUGGCUGUGUUAUUUGUCUCUCCAUUCAAGACUUUCCCGGUUGUUCAUUACUACGUAUUUCUUGGACUCGAGAGAUUUGUACCCGUAUAUCAUAUAUUAUUUUGCUAGUAGUGUAAAGUGUAAAUGUUAUCAUAUAUAACUGUCUUCACUGAGUUGUGGUUUUGCUAAACAGAUGGAGAGGUCUCUAGCUAGUUCAUUACUAUAUAUACGUACCUCCCUUUGUAGUCUGUAU
This is a messenger RNA of Abrus precatorius (Indian licorice), 2422 nucleotides long. RefSeq names its product probable serine/threonine-protein kinase PIX13. Bases 849 to 2168 code for a protein of 439 amino acids. Gene Ontology annotation, biological process: protein phosphorylation. Gene Ontology annotation, molecular function: ATP binding; protein kinase activity. NCBI's taxonomy places the organism in Eukaryota, Viridiplantae, Streptophyta, Magnoliopsida, Fabales, Fabaceae. The record is from RefSeq and is a predicted model, not a curated record. The transcript is spliced from 5 exons.